CUCAGUUAUGGAUGGACUACCUUAAAGUGGCAUGGUCCCGAUUUUGAUUCAUUUUUCACCUUUUAUUAUUUGCAAUGCUUAAGGAGUGCAUUUCUGAUGAUCGAAUGAAAUUUGAGUAUCAGUCGUAGAAUUAUAAGCAAGAUACAUCGCUCACAGUUCUUUGUCAUGGAAAUAAGGCUCGUGUCCUGCUUCUGUUUAUAUUGGUUUAAUAUGCAAGUUAAAGAUCCUUUUCAAGCUGAUUUAACAGUUCAUAACGUUUAAAACAUUUAUUAUAGGUUGUAAAAUAAAUAUUUUGCUUGCAAUCUGUUUCUAUGCAAGAUAUAUGUUUACUUAAAUAUUUACAACUGGCAUAGCACGUUAAUUUAUUAAUCUUGUAUUUAUAGCACAACUAAAACGUUAAAGGUAUCUGGACAAAUAAAAAGGUUUGAAGCCCGUAGAAAAUAAAAUACCUAAGUUGUUCAGAUAUCAAGCUUUGGCUUUUUGCCAAAAACAAGAGAAAAGAGAGCUGAUCAGUCAAAAAAGCUUUGUCGUUUUGUGAUCAACAAGGAACAUUAUUUUGUAAAAGUUAAAUGCACCUGAUCAGUUCGAUGACUGAGAAACGGAUGUUUGAUUUGGAGACCAUGGGCACAACAAGUACACCUUGCAGAGUACAUCAGUGUUCAAUGUGUCAGGGAGACACGGAGUACUUUUGUGUAUCGUGUCCAUGUGAUCUGUGUCCCCAGUGUAAAGAAAACCAUGUAAAAGAUCUCAAUACCAUAGACCAUGAUGUUGUGACAUACAGUGAGAAAUUAAACUCUAAUAAAAAAGAAGAGUGUUGUGUGAGACAUCCUUGCAUGCUUAUAGGAAUGUACUGUGAACCUUGUGAACUUCCUGUCUGUUUCAAUUGCACACAACAUAAAGGACACAGGUUACUAGAUAUAAGAAAAGAAUAUAGAACAAUGCAACAGCAACACGAAGGAACCUUUUACACCAUCAGAAGCGACGCUCUCUUUUACAGACCUGUUCUCCUGACAAAAAUCAAAGCUGAAUUCAAAACUUGUUACACAGAACUCUCAAUUUUUCAAUCACAGAUGAUAACAAAGGCUCAAAAACUGAAAAAUCUUUUGGACGAUGUGAAAUAUGAUUUCAUGUACAAUGUGUUUUGUGACUUUGAUGUCAAGCACAGAUGUUUGAAACAGAAGAUUAAAAUGAUUACACAGAUUGGCAACCAGCAGAGAUAUGUACACACAUAUGAACAGUCAUCAGUCAUCCCGAUACAAUUUCUCUCAUCCAUAAAGACAACCCACCUCCGCCAGAUGCGUCUUACACUCCACACCAGCAAUCUCUCAAUGACUGAGUCCUUUAAUAAGGAGGAUGUGAUGGAGUCACUCAGUGCAAUCGAAAUCGCAGAGAGAGGAAACCGACGCGUGGAAAACAAGAGUCUGCUGAAACUGUUGCCUGCUCCUGAGUUCUGUAUGUCGCUUACGAUGACAGAUGUUGAUCUUUGUUAUCACAUUUCCCGUGUGACAUCAGACCAGGUCUGGGCUAGUGAUGCUGAUGGCAAUCUCUUCUUGAUAAACACAGCAGGUGAUACUCUAUAUUUUAUUAAUGCGUGCACUUAUUUAUAUGGAUUUCACACAUUGAACAAUGAUAAUGAACUGAUUUACACGGAUAAAAAUAAUACUAUUUACAAAUUGUCAAAGGAAAUGAAAACAGCAACAUUUAUAAAGAGAGCAGACUCCAUAUGGAAACCGCAGUGUGUGUACUGCUCCCCGCGCACUUCAGAUCUAAUGGUCGGGAUGUAUAGAGAGACAAGAGGGUCUACAGAAUAUAUCUCGAUUACCCCGAAUACACAUGCAUAUUUUAUACUGCAAACACCGUUUACACCGUAUAAAAUAGGCAAGGUAACCCGGUACAACCAGAGCGGCCAACUUACUCAAAACAUACAACACGACAACACAGGACGGGGGCUGUAUAGACAUCCUAACUUCAUAACAGAGAACAACAAUGGGGAUGUCGUGGUGUCUGACUCUUGUGCUGUAAUAGUGACAAAUCGUGAAGGAGUGCAUCGUUUCUUCUACCGGGGACAUCCAUCAGGAUCAGGACUAGAUCCAUGGGGAAUUUGCACUGACGCACUGGCACACAUAUUGGUAUGUGAUUCCGGAUCCUGUACAGUCCAGAUGAUAGAUAAGGACGGUCAGUUUCUGUCACAUUUACUGAUAAGACCAUCAGGGUUAUUCUGCCCACUCAGCCUAAGUUAUGAUGUCAAAACUCACCGUCUCUGGGUAGCGGCAAGAAAUAAGGUGGUCGUAUAUAGGUAUAUAGACAGACAACACGCCCGGACAGAUCUGAAUCCAGCCACUGCUGAUGUGAUGGAGUCACUGAGUGAAAUCCCAAACAUAGGGACAGAAAAACCACAGCAAGGAAACCAGUGUCUGCUGAAACUGAUGUCUCCCCCCGAGUUACUUCACUCUCUCACAGUAACAGGUGCUGAUCGUUGUUAUCACAUUUCCUGUGUGACAUCAGACCGGUUCUGGGUCAGUGAUAAUAGAGACAAUCUCAUACUGACAAAUACAAGAGGUGACACUUUACAUAAUCUGAAUGAUUUAUAUAGUAGUUUACGUAGAGAUGCAAACAGAGAAGUAUCAGUUGGAUUACACACAGAGAGAGGUGUUGAUCGAAGUCAUCACCUUUCCGGUAUGACAUCGCGCCGGGUCAGGGUCGAUGAUAAUAAAGACAAUCUCACACUGACAAAUACAAGAGAUGACAGUUUACUAUAUAUGAAUGAUUUAUGUAGUAGUUUACAUAGUGAGUCAUACCGUAAACUAUUAGUUGGAAUACUCACAGUGAACAGUGAAAGUGAACUGAUUUACAUUGAUAGGAAUCAUAACAUCAACAAACUGUCAAAGGAUAUGAAAACCACCUGCACAUUUAUAGAGAAAACAGACGCUACAUGGAGUCCACGGUGUGUGUACUGUUCCCCGUCCACUGGGGAUCUACUGGUCGGGAUGUAUAGAGAGUCUAUAGGGCCAAGCAAGUUAACUCGGCACAAUCAGAAUGGACAACUCACGCAAACCAUAAAACACGACAACAUGGGACUUGAUCUGUAUAGUAAAACUGACUUUAUAACAGAAAACAACAAUGGGGAUAUCGUGGUGUCUGACGAGAGUGCUGUAGUGGUGACAGAACGUGGAGGAAGACAUCGUUUCUCCUACACGGGACACCCAUCAGGAUCAGGACUAUGGCCACAUGGAAUCUGCACUGACCCGAUGUCACACAUCCUGGUGUGUGAUGAUAGAACUAAUACAAUACAGUUGUUGGACAAGGACGGUCAGUUCCUGUCUCAUCUACUGAAAGAAUCAAAAAUAUUAGAAAGUCCACAAAGUCUGAGUUAUGAUGUCAACACUCACAGCCUCUGGGUCGGAUCAGAGAAAGAUAACAAGGUGUGUGUCUACAGGUAUAUAGACCAGCAUGGCCAUAUAAAAGAUGAAGACACAUACCGUCACGAUAUGUGUGCCAUUUCCAACUGAACACCAGCCGGAGAAUGGUAAAAGCUUGGAUAUUGACAGGUUGUAAAUAUUUCUGAACAAAUUUAUUCCGCUCUUAAACCAUACAUGAAUUAUUUUUAUAAAAUUAAUUAAUAAGUUCAGCUUUUUAGUGAAAUGUCUAUUAUCGUGAUCAGUUUCUUGUAGAUAUUGUGUCACCAAUGCUGUUCACAAAGGAAAAAACGUUUACCAUUAUGGUACCAAUAUUCUUGGAUGUUCAAGAAAUUCUCAACAAAAAAUGAACUUUUAAAGCAUUCUAAAUACAUUGGUUUACUUUUUAACUGUAUUCUUUAUGCUAGUUUUGAUUUUUUAUGCAGCUUAAAUCGGAUGUUUUUUUUAUUUAUACACAGUUAUAUAUUAGAGCUUCUAUGCCUUUUUUAACUCUCUAAGUAGCACGCUUAAACAUUUAUUCAUUAUAUAUAUAGUUAUGUAUUUAAUUAUCCAUUAGUACUUUUUUAAAUUACUGUUCAUUUCAAAUGGUCUGGAUCAUGAAAACUUCAUUUAUAUGUUUGUAAGUCUGUGAGUAUGGUUGUGUGUUUGUGUUUAUGUUUGUAUGAAUGAAUAUGUUAACCACCAGUUUGUCUUACAAGUUAUAUAUGAUAAAAUCUUAGAAAUAAUUUAUUAUUAAAAAUCUGAAAUGUU
This is a messenger RNA of Magallana angulata, 4166 nucleotides long. RefSeq lists its product as uncharacterized. The record is from RefSeq and is a predicted model, not a curated record. Gene Ontology annotation, biological process: negative regulation of translation; protein polyubiquitination; proteasome-mediated ubiquitin-dependent protein catabolic process. Gene Ontology annotation, molecular function: zinc ion binding; protein binding; translation repressor activity. NCBI's taxonomy places the organism in Eukaryota, Metazoa, Mollusca, Bivalvia, Ostreida, Ostreidae. Bases 570 to 3509 code for a protein of 979 amino acids. The transcript has 5 exons.